Molecule: messenger RNA, 2394 nt
Organism: Rubroshorea leprosula
Lineage: Eukaryota; Viridiplantae; Streptophyta; Magnoliopsida; Malvales; Dipterocarpaceae
Source: the annotation of a GenBank genome assembly
UUCAAAACCAACAUAUCCAAACAAACCAUGGCUUCCUCCUCCACUCACUUCUGUCUUUUAAGCUCGGUUUUCUUGAUGAUCUCCUUCUUUCAACUAUCCUCACAUCAGCAACUGUGUCAUAAGGAUGAGUAUCUUGCUCUAAUGCAAUUCAAAGACAACUUUGUCAUUGAAAGGCAAGCAUGUACUCGUCCUAAAGUCAAUCUCUGGAAAUCUCAAGGGGUUGAUUGUUGCUCAUGGGAGGGCAUAUGGUGUGACCAAGACACUUCUCAUGUCAUAGGCGUUGAUCUCAGUAAUAGUUGUCUCUUUGGUUUUAUCAAUUCCAGCAACAGCCUCUUCCGCCUUGGACACCUUCAAUACCUCAACCUUGCACUCAAUGACUUCAAUUUCUCUAAGAUACCAUCUGCAGUGGGCAAUCUUUCCAGGUUAACUUAUCUCAACCUCUCUGGUUCUUUCUUUUCUGGUCAUAUUCCACAUGAAAUUUCAAAACUCUCUAAUUUAGCUAAGCUUGACCUUUCUUUCAAUCUUGAUUAUUCAAAUCGAGGAUUGUUGGAACUCAAAAGGCCUGAUUUGAACAGCCUAGCUCAAAACUUAACCAAGCUAGGAUGGCUUGACCUCUCUUAUGUUGGUAUAAAUUCUCCAAUCCCUAAGGCCUUGGCAAACAUGUCAUCAUUGACACAUAUCCAUUUUGGUCAAUGUGGAUUGCUUGAAAAGUUUCCCAUAGACAUUUUCCAACUACCUAAACUUCAAGUCCUUGAUUUGGAUAACAAUUGGGAACUUAGUGGUAGUUUUCCUAAAUUUCACUCUCACAGUCAACUUAGGGUACUUGAUGUUGGAAACACAACCUUUUCUGGUGAGUUACCUAUCUCAAUAGGAAUGCUUAGCUCUUUGGAAUAUUUAGAUGUCAGUAGUUGUAACCUCUCAGGUUGGGUACCACCUUCAAUUGGUAAUCUCACCAAACUCCACGUAUUGAACCUCCCAAAUAAUUCUUUUAGGGGAGAAAACGCUCCUUUCUUCUCAAACCUCACUCAACUAACUCAAAUAAAUCUUAGAUUAAAUCAAUUCACUUUUAGUGAGGUCCCUUCUUCUUUGGCUAGUUUGAACCAUCUCAUGAAGAUAGACCUUUCUUAUAAUCAUAUUACUGGCAAUUUUCCAUCUUGGAUUACAAACCUAACAGAUUUAAGACAAUUGGGUCUCGGGUUUAAUAUGUUACAGGGCUCUCUUCCAAGCUCAAUUUCCAGACUUAGGAACCUUGAAGCACUCUAUGUUUACUUCAAUAACUUAAGUGGUAUUGUUGAGUUUGACACAUUUCUUGAACUCAAAUCCCUUAAUUCAUUGGCUUUAUCCUUUAAUAAUUUCUCAUUAGUAAUCAAAACCCCCACCAAUAAAACAAUUCCAAAGUUUAAAUUACUGAGUCUUGCUUCUUGUAAUCUAAGAGAGAUUCCAGACUUUUUGCGUAACCAAAGUGAAUUGAAUGUCCUCAUCCUCGCCUCCAAUAGCCUCCAUGGCCAGAUACCUAGUUGGAUAUUUAAUAUGAGUGCAAGUCUGUGGGCUUUAUGUCUUUCAAACAACAAUUUCACAAGUUUUGAAGAAUCCUUUCUUGUUUUUCCUUCUAGUCUUUUAUAUCUAGACCUUAGUUUUAACUCUCUCAAAGGUUCUCUACCAAUCCCACCACUCUCUAUCCUUUUCUACUUCGUUUCUGGGAAUAUGUUUAGUGGAGAAAUUCCACCUCAAUUCUGCAACAUGACUUCUCUUCAACUGCUUGAUUUGUCUCAAAAUAAUUUGAGCGGAACAAUGCUGCAAUGUUUUGGCAACCUCAGCUCCAUGUUGGUUUUAAACUUGGAAGGAAACAACUUCCAUGGUCCUAUCCCGAAAGGCCAACAAUUUGAUACAUUUGAAAACAGCUCUUUUGAUGGAAAUUUAGGACUGUGUGGAAUGCCACUGUCAAGGAAAUGUGACUACUAUAACUCCAAGAGUUUGCCUCCACCAUCUUCAACCUCCAAAGGAAAUGAAGACUUUGGAUUGUUAGCCGAAUUCAAUUGGAAAUUAGUGUUGCUGGGUUAUGGAUGUGGAUUUCUCAUUGGUGUGGUUAUUGGAAACAUUGUUUUUACAAGAAAUCAUGAAUGGUUUAUGAAGACAUUCCGAAUCAGGCAGCCAACAAGGCAAAGGAAGGGGGGUGAAAGAUUGAAGAGGAGCAAGGAGUGAAGAUGAUAUCAUUUCAUUGCAUCAUUUUUUUCCCUCCUUUUAUCUGUUUGUGAUUGCAAGUCAUGUUCAGUGCAAGUGUAAUGUAUGGUAUGGAGUGGAAUUUCAAUCUUCAUGAAUAAGUACUUAUACUGCUACUUCAGCAGCUGAUGUGGAAUAUUAAUAAUUUCCUUUUAGUAAAUUCUUUGCUUUCCA